UGAGCUGGAGAUAAAAAAGUUAACAGCAAAAUGGUAGAAGCAGAUACACCUGGGAAGCUGUUUAUAGGAGGCCUCAGUAUCGAGACUAAUGAAAAGACUCUUGAAGCAGUAUUUGGGAAAUAUGGUCACAUAGUGGAAGUUCUUUUGAAGGAUCAGGAAACAAACAAGUCCAGAGGCUUUGAUUUUAUUACAUUUGAGAGCCCUGCUGAUGCUAAACAUGCUGCCAAAGAUAUGAAUUGGAAGUCUUUGGAUGGAAAAGCAAUUAAAGUGGAGCAAGCCAACAAACUAUCUUUUGAAAGUGGUGGAAGACAGAAGCUACCACCUCAUCCAAGAAACAGAGGCCAUCCAAGAAGUGUGAGAUGUGGAAGAGGAGGAAGUGGAGGAGCAAGAGGGCGUUCCUCACGUGGAGGACACUUGGAUGAUGGAGAAUGUACUCUUAACUUCAACGUGAGUUCUUCCAGGGGACCCUUUCCAGUUAAAAGAGGCCUAUCUUCAAGAAGUGGAGGUCCUCCUCCUAAAAGAUCGGCUCCUUCUGCUCCCGGGCGUAGCAACAGAGGGAUUGGAGGAAGAGGGCCACCAUCACGUGGGAGAGAAAAUUAUAGAGGUCCUUCACGCAGAGCGCCAGUGUCUUCCCGGAGAGAUUACUAUAUUUCACCAAGAAAUGAUGGUUACAGUACCAAAGAUAGUGAUCGUGAUGGCUAUGGUGGUGGUCGUGAUAGAGAUUAUUCUGAACCUUCAAGUGGAGGCUCUUACAGAGAAUCAUAUGAGAGUUAUGGUAGCUCCCGUGGUGCACAGCCUGCACGUGGGCCCCCUCUGAGUUAUGGUGGAAGCAGUCGCUAUGAUUAUAGCAGAGCACGUGAUGGAUAUGGUGGAGGUCGGGAAAGUUACUCAAGCAGCCAGAGUGAUCUCUACAUAAGUCGUGAGCGUGGUGGCAGACAAGAACGAGGGUUCCCACCCUCUAUGGAUAGGGUGUACCCUUCUCAUGAAUCAUAUGGUAGCUCAAGUUGUGGGGCUUCCAGAGGAGGUCGUGGGGGAAACCAAUCUGAAAGAGGAGACCGUAGCAGAUAUUAAAAACAAGUUCUGUACCAAUUUUUUGUCAAAGAGGAAAUUUAACUCCUUUUUUUCUGUUACUAUAGAACUAAUGAAAAAUGUUACUUUAAUGGGGAAAGGCAUAUGUUAACUUGCCCUCUGUGAAUUUUUGGAUA
Messenger RNA from Callorhinus ursinus (northern fur seal), 1205 nucleotides. Its product is annotated as RNA-binding motif protein, X chromosome-like. Gene Ontology annotation, molecular function: RNA binding. The record is from RefSeq and is a predicted model, not a curated record. Lineage: Eukaryota; Metazoa; Chordata; Mammalia; Carnivora; Otariidae.